GUGGGACAGCCCAUCUCCUGUCGGACACGCCCCUUGUAUAAUAAGACUUUGUCUUCAAACUUUUGCUCAGAUAAACUAGGAGUUUUAUCUUUGAUAGACACAAACAGCCACUUGGGGGAUUAUGACAGAAGAAGAAGACAAAAGGGGCCCCGCAGAAGAACAUGGGCAAGAUAAACAGGAUCCUGAGGAGGGGGUUCAGCCCAGGGGAAAAUGGGCAAACAACAUGGAGUUUAUUCUCUCUAUGGCUGGUGAAAUAAUUGGCCUUGGAAAUGUUUGGCGUUUCCCCUAUCUGUGCUAUAAAAAUGGAGGAGGCGUCUUUCUCAUUCCUUACUGUGUGUUUCUCUUCUGCUGUGGCAUCCCUGUGUUCUUCCUGGAGACUGCAUUGGGCCAGUACACCAGUGAGGGAGGGGUGACCGCCUGGAGGAAAAUAUGCCCCAUGUUUGAGGGGGUGGGGAUUGCAUCCCAAGUGAUUGUAAUCUACUUGAACAUCUAUUACAUUGUGGUUUUGGCCUGGGCUAUUUUCUACUUAAUAAAUGCCUUCAAGAGUCCCCUUCCUUGGUCUACAUGUGAGAACUGGUGGAACACUGAUUCAUGUUUUAGUCGAGCUGGCCAAUUUGCCAAUCCUGACCUUUUUAAUAGAGGAUCCAACUGGUCAUUUCUAUACAACAACUCCCAUUAUACUUAUGACAGCGACAUAAAUCUCAAUUCUACUCUCCUCAUAUUUAACUCACCAGAAGAAGAGUUCUGGACAUACCGAGUGUUAAGAAAGUCAGAUGAAAUGUUCUUGGGUAAAGUGCACUGGGACCUGGCUUUGUGUCUCCUUUUCGCCUGGGUUAUAUGUUACUUCUGCAUCUGGAAGGGAAUCAAAACCACAGGAAAGGUUGUGUACUUCACUGCUACAUUCCCUUACCUAAUGCUGUUCAUCCUCUUUAUUCGUGGAGUGACACUUCCAGGAGCAGGAGAGGGUCUCAAGUAUUACCUCCAACCCAACUUCAGUAAGCUCGCUGAACCAGAUGUGUGGCGUGAUGCAGGAACUCAGGUGUUCUUUUCCUACGCUGUGUGUCAAGGAGUCCUAACAGCCCUGGGAAGCUAUAACAAGUACAACAACAACUGUUACAGGGAUUGUUUGUUACUGUGCUGUCUAAAUAGUGCAACCAGUAUCUUUGCUGGCUUCGCCGUCUUUUCAGUCAUUGGUUUCAUGGCUCAUGAUCUGAACAUUCCCAUAAGCGAAGUUACUGCCAGUGGUCCUGGUCUGGCUUUCAUCGUCUAUCCCAAAGCUUUGUCGUUACUCCCUGGUUCAUCCUUCUGGGCCGUGCUUUUCUUUCUGAUGGUUCUAUUUCUUGGUCUUGAUAGCCAGUUUGUGUGCAUUGAGAGCUUGGCUACAGCCAUCACAGACCUGUUUCCAAGUCGUUUGAGGAGACCUGGUGCCAGGGAGCUCCUUGUCCUGGUCAUCGCGGUUAUUUGCUUCCUGUUGGGGCUGAUGUUUGUCACAGAGGGAGGGAUGCAUCUCUUUCAGCUUGUUGACACCUUUGGUCCAAGUGGAACCAGCCUCCUCAUCAUUGCUUGUGCAGAGACUAUUGUUGUUUCCUGGAUUUAUGGUGCAGAUCGCUUCUAUGAUAACAUUGAGGACAUGAUUGGUUAUAGACCAACCCCUGUUUUAAAGUACUGCUGGAUGUUUGUUACCCCCCUCAUCUGUGUGAUUACAAUGCUGUAUAACCUGUCAAAAGAAAACCCAAUCAGUUUGAAUGGUGAAUUACCAGGACCAGCUGUCUCUGCAAUAGCUAGCCUACUUAUUGCCAUCCCACUGAUGUGCAUUCCAGCAUUUAUUUUCGUCUCUCUGUACAGGGAUCCAAACAACAUGAUCUCACCAUCUAAAGACCUGCGGCAAGUUUCCCCUGGUAAGCCCAUUCUGACGCUGUGCAACAUGGCCAUCUUUGAGGGACAGAGGCAACCAAGCACAAAUAAGGAUGAAAGGAACAUGAAGAUGAUGAUGGAGGAGCGGAGCCACGUUUGAUGUUUGCUGACAAUGAGUCUGGACUGCAUAAUAUAUAUUGCAGUUGAAGUUUUAUUAAUAUGUAUACAUUUCAGGGAGAUUUGUCUGGGUUUGGACGACACGUUUACCUUAUUGUUUGCUCUUUCAAUAAGCUUUACUCCUAUAAUCGUACAUAAGUUUAUGAAACGUAUACAUCUUUUGGUGUUCUAAUGCAAUAGUUAGGAUAUAUAUAAUCAUUUCUACAAUACGUUCCAUUCAUGUAUUUUUCAAACUUAUAGCUCUCACCAAAUAUAUGAAUUAUUAUGACAAAAAAAUAAAUAAGAAAUUAAGAGAGUGGAAGAAAAUAAAAGGGCAAGACAAGCCAGAAAUAGAAAUGGUUAAGAUAUGGAGAUGUGAUCAUUUUUAGUUUGACUUAAUUGUUGUGACCAAUUUGAUCUUUGCAUAGUAAAACUGACACCCAAAGAGAAAAAAAUGGUGCAGGUCUCAAGCUCCAGUCCCUAAGUGAAGAUCCUCAUUUUAUGAUGAUUUAUCAGUUGACUAGACCUGUGU
Cyprinodon variegatus (sheepshead minnow) is the source of this 2542-nucleotide messenger RNA. RefSeq names its product sodium- and chloride-dependent GABA transporter 2-like. NCBI's taxonomy places the organism in Eukaryota, Metazoa, Chordata, Actinopteri, Cyprinodontiformes, Cyprinodontidae. Gene Ontology annotation, biological process: sodium ion transmembrane transport. The record is from RefSeq and is a predicted model, not a curated record. Gene Ontology annotation, cellular component: membrane. The transcript is spliced from 16 exons. The coding region runs from base 122 to 2014 and encodes 630 amino acids.